AUGGUGGUGCUUAGAGAAUCUGGAGGUUGUCAACCCAUAUAUAAAGAUGCUGAUGAGGUUGUCACAUUUAAGUUUUUCCAUGGAGGUAAACUAGUGAAAAAUAGAAAGGACAGUCAGUGGUCUUAUUUAGGUGGUGAAGUCAGUUGGUUUGAUUACUGUGAGGUUGACUAUAUGUCCAUGUUAGAGUUAUUUGGAAUGGCUAAAGAUUUGGGAUAUGACGAUGGGUAUGAUGUGAGUUUUUAUGGUGAAGAGUUUGGAACUAGCAGACUCAUUCAAAUAAUAUCUGAUAGUACACUUUUAGCUUGUAUGAGCAUGGUACCUAAAAGCAAUAGCAGGGUUGUAGUUUUGUACUUGAAGGUAGUGAGCUUAACUUCAAGCCAAGUGGGGAAUGAUAGCAGUGAUAAAGAAUAUUCUUGUUCUGAGAAUGAUGAUAGCAGUGAUCCAGACUUUGAAGACAGUGACUAUGCACAGAGUGAUGAAGAGAUUGAAUUAUUGAAGAAUGAUGAUAAGUGGUUUGAAGGUUAUGUGGAUCAUAGUAUUUUUGACAAUGAUCCUAAUGCAGAGCAAAAUGAUGAGUCAGACAAUGGAGAAGAGUCACCUACACUUACCUGCCCAAAUAGUUCACAAAGUGAAGAUGAUGCAGUGGGUGAAGUAAGAAGGAAGAAGAAUAGGAUGCCAAAAGGUGAAGAUUUCAGACCUGAAAUUGAUAUGGGAAGCCCAAGUUUCAAAAUAGGUUUAAGGUUUGCAACUGCCGAGUUGUUUAGAAAAGCUGUGAGGAUAUACUCCAUUAAUUGUGGAAGGGAGUUGAUUUUUAUGCAUAAUGACCGUAACAAAAUAAGAGCAGUAUGUGAAGAGGGCUGUCCUUUUGUUAUCUAUGCUUCAAGUGUUAGUGGUAGCACUUACCUGCAGGUGAAAACCUUUAAUCCUACACAUGUUUGUAGCAAGGGGACUAAAAAUAUACAUGCUACUGCUGGCUGGUUGGCUGAAAGAUAUUCUGGGCAGUUAAGGCUCAAUCCAAAUUGGACUGCUUCUUCUUUUGUAGAGCAAGUUCACCAAGACUAUGGUUACAGACCAUCUAGAGCAACUGUGUACAGAGCAAGAGCCAUGGCAGUUGACAUUGUAGAGGGGUCUUACAGCAAACAAUAUGAAGUAUUGUGGGAAUAUUGUCAUGAGUUAAGAACCAGGAAUGUGGGAAGUACAGUUAUCAUUAAAUCUGAAAUGGAAGGUGAUAGGCCACGGUUUCAAAGAAUUUACAUCUGUCUUGCAGCCUGCAAGAAGGGGUUUUUAGAUGGUUGUAGGCCUGUGGUUUGCUUGGAUGGGUGUCAUGUCAAAGGGCCUCACCCUGGGCAAGUGCUUUCUGCAAUGGGAGUUGAUGCAAACAACGGAAUGUUUCCACUUGCCUAUGCAUAUGUAGAGAUUGAGAGCAAUUCAACAUGGCUGUGGUUUUUAGAAUUAUUGAGUGGUGAUCUCAAUAUUACGAAUAGCCAUGAUGCUGUGAAUGCUCUAUUCCCUCAGGCAGAGCAUAGACAUUGUUUGAAACAUCUAUAUGGGAACUUCUAUUUGGAACAUAGAGGUCUUGCCUUGAAACAUCAAAUGGAAGCAAUUGCUAGAGCCACAACAGUGCCAUGGUUUCAUGCAGAGAUGACAAAGAUGUUGCAGUUGUCUAAACCUGCACAUGAUUGGCUCAUGGAGAAAGAUCCUAGGCAUUGGAGUAGGGCAUAUUUCAAGAGUGAUUCCAAGUGUGACAUGCUUAUGAACAAUCUAUGUGAGGCAUUCAACCGUAGCAUACUGGAUGCCCGAGACAAGCCUAUUCUGACUAUGCUAGAAAGAAUUCGGUUGUAUAUAAUGUUGUUGAUGGCGGGAAGAAGGGUUCUCUGUGAGAAAUGGCAUGGACAAGUUGGGCCAAGAAUUAGAAAGAUAUUAGAGAAAAACAAAGCAAAAGCUCAGUGGUGCAUUCCUAAGGCUGCUGGACAAAAUCAGUUUGAAGUAAUGCACCAUAGUGGCCGCACCUUUGCUGUUGAUUUGAAUGGCCACUCUUGUUCAUGCCAUGCUUGGGAUUUGAAUGGAAUACCAUGUUUGCAUGCAUGUGCUGCAAUAAGUUGGUUUCAUGGGAAUCCAGAGGACUUUUGUGAUGCAGUGUACAAGAAAGAGGCUUAUUUGAGAGCCUAUCAACCAAUGAUUAUGCCUAUGACUAGCCAAGAUCAGUGGAUGAAGGUUAAUUUACCUCCAUUACUCCCUCCGAAAUACCACAAGCAGCCUGGUAGGCCUAAGAAGACAAGAAAACAAGCUGUUGAAGAACCUAAACUUCCUUCUAAUCCAUAUAAGCUUCCUAGGUAUGGUUUACCUUUAAAGUGUGCCAAUUGCGGUGGAGAAGGGCAUAAUCGAAGUAGUUGUAAGGAACCUAGAAAUCCCAACAUAAAGCCUACUAGGAAGAGGAACAUUGCCAAGGACAAACUUGCAGUAAGAAGGAGAGAUGGUGGAGACCAAAGUGGCGGACAACAGAGUAUGCAAUUAAGGCAAAGGAAACAGUCAAGCACUUCCCAAGGGCCUUCUCAAUCCCAGGCAUCUCAAGUAGCUGCUGCUUCUCUAUCCCAACCAUCUGAACCAGCUGAUGCUUUUCAAUCCCAGCCAUCUCAAAACACCUGA
Molecule: messenger RNA, 2646 nt
Organism: Prunus armeniaca (apricot)
Lineage: Eukaryota; Viridiplantae; Streptophyta; Magnoliopsida; Rosales; Rosaceae
Source: the annotation of a GenBank genome assembly